AAAGCCGCAGCAGCCGCCUCCUCAAGCCACCGAGCACAGAAGAAGAAGAAAUGGUCAAAGGGAAAAGUGAAAGACAAAGCAAACAACGCUGUUGUUGUCGACAAACCUACUUUUGACAAGAUUUUCAAGGAGGUUCCUACCUACAAAAUGAUCUCACAAUCCGUCUUGAUCGACCGAAUGAAAAUUAACGGCAGUCUUGCUCGAGUGGCCAUUCAACAUUUGGAACGAGAGGGUCUCAUCAAACGUAUCGUUCACCACCGUGGUCAACUCGUCUACAGUAAGGAACAUCGUCAAGUAGUCAACCAGAAUCACAAGCUGAUGAGAUUCAUUGGGCUUGCCCGCUCCCUUGAUUUCUUUUCAUAG
Melampsora larici-populina 98AG31 is the source of this 363-nucleotide messenger RNA. RefSeq lists its product as uncharacterized. The annotation marks the transcript as partial. Gene Ontology annotation, molecular function: structural constituent of ribosome. The transcript has 2 exons. Gene Ontology annotation, cellular component: cytosolic small ribosomal subunit. Lineage: Eukaryota; Fungi; Basidiomycota; Pucciniomycetes; Pucciniales; Melampsoraceae. The record is from RefSeq and is a predicted model, not a curated record.